Molecule: messenger RNA, 553 nt
Organism: Aspergillus pseudotamarii
Lineage: Eukaryota; Fungi; Ascomycota; Eurotiomycetes; Eurotiales; Aspergillaceae
Gene: dph3
Product: CSL family zinc fnger-containing protein
Exons: 1
Coding region: 167-487 (106 amino acids)
Biological process (GO): protein histidyl modification to diphthamide
Molecular function (GO): metal ion binding
Source: RefSeq, a predicted model, not a curated record
CCUUCUUGAACCAGCCAAUAAACAACACCCGCACUACAAUCACCUGACCAUCCCACCAAAAGUUUUCCGCCGAUAAGACUCGUGGAUUCUAUACACUGAUCUUUAACCCCCCUCCCCCACAAAAUUCACAAAGUAUUUUCUCAAUAAAAUAAAAACUACACUAAAAAUGGCCGAUCAAACCCUCUCUAUCUACGACGAAAUUGAAAUCGAAGAUAUGACCUUCGACCCCGCCGUCCAACUCUACCAUUACCCAUGCCCGUGUGGCGACCGAUUCGAGAUUGCGAUCGAUGAUCUUCGCGACGGAGAAGAAAUCGCCGUUUGCCCCAGCUGCAGCUUAAUGAUUCGGGUUAUUUUUGACGUUGUACGUUUCUCAUCUAUUCCUUUUUAUAAUCGUGUAUACACCGGGGUUCUUACUAACAUCAUCAAGGACGACCUCCCCAAGGCCAAUCAGCAGCAAGGUCCCGGCGCCGUUGCGGUUCAGGCUUAAACUAUUCAAGAUGGAAAUAGGGAAACAGCUAUAGGGGCUAUAAAUUAAUACCGUCAUACGUCACUA